Messenger RNA from Aaosphaeria arxii CBS 175.79, 1446 nucleotides. RefSeq names its product aldehyde dehydrogenase. Gene Ontology annotation, molecular function: aldehyde dehydrogenase (NAD+) activity. Lineage: Eukaryota; Fungi; Ascomycota; Dothideomycetes; Pleosporales. The coding region runs from base 1 to 1446 and encodes 481 amino acids. The record is from RefSeq and is a predicted model, not a curated record. The transcript has 7 exons.
AUGGAACUGGAGCCACAUCUUACAAAGCUCUUUAUCAAUAAUGAGUCAUAUAUUUCGGUAUAUAACCCUGCAAAUGGCCAAUUAGUCAGUAAUCAGAUCCCCAUCGCUGGUGAACAAGAUGUCGACGAGGCUGUCCGAAUAGCUAAUGAAGCCUUUGCCAUCGAUUCGCCAUGGCGCCGGAUGACCAAUAUCGAACGGCAAAUGCUCCUACUCAAGUUCGCGGACCUCCUGGAAGCCAAUCAAGAACGGUUAGCACAAUUGACGCGGGUUACACUGGGGGCUCCCUUUCACCCAUUUGGGCGUAGUGAGAUCGGCACGGCAAUUGGAUGUUUUAGGUAUUAUGCUGGAUGGAUUGACAAGUAUGGCGGGCAAACAUUCCCCGCCGAUGAUGGCGUUUACAAGAUUGUGCGUAACGAGCCGUUGGGAGUAGUUGCAGGUAUUGUUCCCUGGAACGGCCCGUUGGCAUCGGUCGGUCUCAAAGCCGCCCCAGCUUUAGCCACUGGCAACGUAUUCAUCCUGAAACCAAGCGAGAAGACGCCUCUAAUGGCCGCUGAGCUUGGGAAGCUGGUCCUUGAGGCUGGAUUUCCCCCGGGUGUCUUCCAAGUACUUACUGGAGACGGUAGCACUGGGGCUUUGCUGGCUUCGCAUAUGCAGGUCGCAAAGGUCAGCUUUACUGGAAGUAUUACUACUGGCAAAGCUGUUCAAGUGCUUGCUGCGAAAAGCAAUCUGAAGAGGGUUACUCUAGAACUAGGAGGUAAAAGCCCGGCGAUAGUUUUCGAUGACGCUCACUUGGAGAAUGCUAUAAAAUGGAAUGUCAAUGCCCUCACAACCAAUAGCGGACAGAUAUGCUUCGCAGCAACACGAGUUUACGUUCAAGAAAAACUUUACGAUAGAUUCCUGGAAGGAUAUAUUGCUGCGCUCAGAGCGAAGGCUAAUGUUAUCGGUGAUCCCGAGCUCAAGGAUGUAGAGAUCGGUCCUGUAGUAGAUAAGUCCCAAUUUGAUCGAAUUAUGGGCAUCAUUUCCCGUGCGCGGGACAAUAAUGAGGGAGCUUUGUGUUAUGGCGGAAAGGCUCUCGGAGAAAAGGGAUACUUUAUCGAGCCUACAGUCUUUUCAGAUACCAUAGAUGGUGCCACUAUCUACAAGGAAGAGAUAUUUGGACCUGUAGUGGUCAUCAACAAAUUCCAUGAUGAGAGCGAGAUCAUUGCCCGUGCCAAUGAUAGUAAGUACGGGUUAAUGUCCGGUGUUUUCACUCAGGACAUUCAGAGAGCCAUUAGAAUAAGUUCGGCCGUUGACUCGGGGGUUGUUGGUAUAAAUUGUAUUAGUACAAUAUCCUUUUCAUGCCCAUUUGGUGGGACAAAAGAAAGUGGUCUUGGAAGAGAGAUGGGCGAACAUGCCUUGCGCUCAUAUACAGAACCGAAGACUGUACUUAUAAAUCUGAACUAUUGA